CAAAAAGUGUGAGUCGAUAGCAGAACAUUAUCAUCGUAUCUCUUUGGUCAUAGUGUUUGUUCUCUGAUCACUUAUUGAGAGAAUAGAUUUUCUCUUCUUGGCUGUUCCAUGUGUAAUUGUCUUUUCGGAACGUUCUACGUACUGAUUUGUACAUAUUGAUUGAAUUAUUAAAAUAGUACUUACCUAAUCAAUAUGCGAAACGUUGAGAUAAAAGCGAAAAUAACAGACUUUAAAAUUAUUUGUGAGAAAGCCGAACAGCUCAGUGGAGGGCCACCAACGAUUAUAAAACAAGAUGACACUUUUUACAAAGUGAACAAUGGUCGACUGAAAAUGAGAUUCUAUGCGGACUCUUCUGCUACGUUGGUUCGCUACGAUCGUGAAGACCAAGAUGGCCCAAAGCUCAGCGACUAUGAACUCUUAGACUUUUCUAUUGCCGAAAGCGAAAAAGCGAAAUUGCUCGACAAAAUGCUAAGCAAGUGUAUGGGAAAAAGAGGAAGGGUGGUCAAGGAAAGGAGACUAUACAUGGUUGGGCAGACCCGUGUUCAUAUUGACAGCGUUCAAGAUCUUGGCAACUUCAUGGAACUAGAGGUUGUUCUACGCCCAGACCAAUCCGUUGAAGAAGGUCAGGAAAUAGCUAAGGACUUGCAGAGCAAACUAGGUGUUAAUGAUGAGGAUCUCAUAGAGUGUGCUUAUGUAGAUUUAUUGGAUAAAAAAACUGAAUAAAUGUG
Messenger RNA from Chilo suppressalis (striped riceborer), 728 nucleotides. Lineage: Eukaryota; Metazoa; Arthropoda; Insecta; Lepidoptera; Crambidae. The record is from the annotation of a GenBank genome assembly.